Messenger RNA from Bubalus bubalis (water buffalo), 3761 nucleotides. Its product is annotated as interferon-induced very large GTPase 1-like. NCBI's taxonomy places the organism in Eukaryota, Metazoa, Chordata, Mammalia, Artiodactyla, Bovidae. The transcript is spliced from 2 exons. The record is from RefSeq and is a predicted model, not a curated record. The coding region runs from base 1509 to 3260 and encodes 583 amino acids. Gene Ontology annotation, molecular function: GTP binding.
AACAGAUGCUAAUGUUGAACUUAUUGAUGUUAAGCUGCUGGCACCAAGCUAGUGAUUGUAAGUGGGGAAGGUGCUAAGCUUCAGCAACACUGCAAUUCUGACUCCAUGCUUUACUAAUGAUGAGAAUAAUGAACACUAUUUUCCCUCCAAAACUGGAUCUUCCACUGAAAAAGUUGCAAAAAAGACAAAUAACAGGAAGCAGGAGAAUAAAGCAGGACUGGAUGAAGAUAAAUGGCAACUAACGAUGUCAAAGGGAAGACAAUAAUGGAUGUCUAUUGGUAGAUGGUAUGGUGGAAAUCUGCUGGUUCUGUCCAGGUGGGAGAGCUGAGGACAGAUUUGAAAAUUGUAUUGCCUUCACCAAUCUCCAUGGAAACGCUGAAAUACACGAGAGGCAGGUAAGGUUCCUGCAGGAGGUCUCCUCAGUCACUGUUAUCCUCCUGGCAACUUCUGAUUUUGACAUAAUGAAUAGCUCCCGUCUACUUGAAUUUUGGAAUUCACCCAAACCUCUCAUCUGUUUGUUUGAAAAUGCAGAAAAUAUUAUGGAUAAGAAUUAUGCUCACAAAGUGAGAAUUGGAAUUAAGAAUCUAAAUAAGAUAGAAUUAGCUGAUAAAAUUACAGCUACAUUAGCAGAGCUGUUGAAGAAAUCUGGAUCUCCUUAUAGUCUGAGUAACUGGGCCAACAUGGCAAGCAAGUAUGAGUUUAUUAUUGAUGAGGACCAAAGAGAUUGCCAAGAAGCAGGGAAAAAAGCAAACAUCCUUAUGGACAUCUUGAGAAAAGUAAAAUUAUCUGAGGUAAAGGGGAAGUUACUACCUCUCCAAGGAGGUCUAUGGCAUGACUGGUGUAAGAAGGAUAAAGAACUCCAUCAGCUGCAAGAAAAAGGAAAAAGAGCAUUGAACAAUACAAGAACGAAAUUGAGAAGGAAAAGCUCAAGAUACGCUGUGAACAGUAUCACAAAGUCAUUAACCUUAACGACCUGAUGAAGUCCCUGCUUGAAAGCCUGCAGUCCCACCUGGAGACGCACACAGAGCUCUACUUUCUGCAGGUGCUGAGUAUGUCAAUGGACCAACUAACCACAACAGAAUUAGAGAAGCUCCACCAGAGGCACAGUUCUUUGUUGGCUCAAGUACGAAUAGAAAAGCAGAAGCAGUCAAAGAGAGACUCCCUCAGAGGCUGGGAGGCUGAGCUAGAAGCUGUUUCCAAAGAAAUCAGUGAUUCCACCCUGGGAAUUGAGCACCUCUUAAGAGAGCUGGGUCAGAUCUAUGAAGCUUUGGAAGAAGCUUCCUCCCAAACAAAUACACUGUUUCUUUCCCUUCCCCAAAUGGCUGCUGACCUGAUGAUAUCCGGGGCUCCCAUUGAACUGAUGGAUGGGGAUGCUUCAUAUGUGCCCCUGAGGUGGGUGGCAGCUGUUUUUGACAAGGAAGGUCUCUGAAAAACUUGGAGACAAACGUGUGUUUGUUCUUUCUGUCCUUGGCUUGCAGAACUCAGGAAAGUCUACUCUGCUGAAUGCAAUGUUUGGGCUGCAGUUGAGCCUUAGUGCUGGAAGACGUACUCGGGGUGCCUACAUGCAUCUUCUGAAAGUGGAUGAGAUGCUCAGAGAACAGCUGGGCUUUGAUUUUAUGCUUGUUGUGGACACAGAAGGACUGCAAGUCUCAGAGCUCAUGAACAAAGCACAAAAUGAGGAAAAUGAGUUGGCAACCUUCAUUAUUGGACUUGGAAACUUAACUCUAAUCAAUAUUUUGGGAAAGGAUCUUUCAGAAAUACAAGAUAUUCUGCAAAUAGCUCUCCAUGCCUUUCUCAGGAUGAAACAACUGAAUAUCUCACCAAGAUGCCUAUUUGUUCAUCAGAACAUAGAAGAAAUUAUAGAUACAGAUCAAAGUAUGGAAAGGCAAAGGUGGCUGCAAGAGAUAUUGGAUGAAAUGACAAUCGCAGCAGCCAAACAUGAACAGUGCUCAGGGGUGUGUCACUUCAGUGAUGUCAUUAAGUUUGAUGUCAAGAACCACAUCUAUUACUUUGCUCACCUCUGGGAAGGGUCUCCCCCAAUGGCCCCUCCUAAUCCCUGCUAUAGCCACAAUGUUCAGGAGCUGAAAAGCAGGAUUCUUAAGCAUGCCAAAGAAGAAUCCAGAGGAAGUAUUUUGAAGAUAUCAGAAGUUAAAGUCAGGGUACGGGAUUUAUGGAAGGCCUUAGUGAAUGAGAACUUCAUUUUCAGAUUCAAGAACACUCGGGAGGUCAUGGCUAUGAAUGAACUGGAGACUGUGUACAGGAGCCGGACCUGGGAGCUGAGAAGUCACGUGCUGGACUUGCAGAAUCAGCUGACUAAUCAGAUUCAGAAAGGAGAAGUUAAAGAGAUCAAGAGAAGCUCAGUUGAGAAUCAAGUUGUAGAAAAACAUGAAGCCAUUAAGCAAGAACUUGAAAGAUAUUUUCGAGAAGAUAGAGAUAGAAAUAUCUUGUCUCAGAGGAAAGGAAUAGUUAAAGAUGAUUUGAAGAAUCUUAAAGAGGAUCUUAUAGUAGAAACCAUGAGAAAAUGUGAAGCUCUAAUUAAUGGAAAGAAAAUACAAGACCUUUUCAAGGAGCAAAGAGUAAAACUGGAACAUAAGUUAUUAGAAAAAAUCAGAGGGACGGCUAAGUCCCCCUGUAGGAAAGAAUUACAUGAUAAGGAACUGAGAGAUAUGUUCAACAAGAUCUGGUCAGAGAACAUCUCCAUUCUGUUGCCUCCCACACUUGCAUCUGCUGAGCGGCCUGAUAUUGAUAUUGAGUUAGAGAAUGUUCUCCUGGAGCAUUUUAAACAGCACCCCAAUAUUGUGAACAAAAUUCAGUAUUGUGGCACAAAGAAAACAUUUUCUAUCAAUUAUUCUAAACAUGUUAUCACCCCUCAAGAGUUCCCAGUAUAUGGGCCCUCUGAGGAAGAGUUUGAAAAAGAUAUCAUAAAGAAGACAACAGCUCAAAUUGUGAAACUGGUUCAAGACAUCAUACACAACAGAGAACAACAGAAUGAAGGUUACAGUUCUAGUUACUUCCAUGAAAUUCUGCAAGUGAUCCAUACUGAAGCUGAGGCUGCAUCUCAAGGAGUCAGAUUUAUGUUGACAAACAGAUUUAAACUAGAACUUGCUCUAGAGCUACUGCAAGAGGCAGCAAACAAUUUUAAAAAGAUGUGCAUUGCAUUCAAGACAGCCAACAACCCCGUUCUAUAUUUAGAAAGUAAAAGAGAAGAAUUUUUUACUAAUUUUAAGUUGGCCUACAAAAACUUCCAGAACACUGACUGAUGUCCUUUGGGGUAAAGAAUUUCUGCUACUUUAUGAACUGGGAUAAACACCUGAGAAGCUUAUCUAUUCCUCACCUAGCUUUUUUACUCCAACAUGAAAUGAAAAAAACAAAACAAAACAAAUAUAAUAUGUUAUGCUCCAAAAAUAAAAUAAAAAUACAUACAGGCUGUGAAAAAAUCAUGCUAUUAGUGUUAUCCAAAAAACCCAAAAAGUCCUUAGAGUCAAUCCACGAAAGAAAAUUAUGAAACUUUACUGACACAUAUAAAUAUCAAAAUAAUAGGAGCCAACCACAUUUGUGGAAGAGAAGUUGCAAUAACAGAAAAUGGUCAUUUUCCCCAAAAUGAAUUUCUAAACUCAAUGAAAGUAUAGCCAAAAAGCUGACAAAGUUUCCAUGAAACUUUAAAAGAGUACAUGAGGUGGGAGGGAGAUUCAACAGGGAGGGGACAUAUGGGACAUAUGGGCGAGAGGGAGGUUCAAGAGGGAGGGGAAUACCUAUGACUG